AUGGCAUUGGCCAAUGAUUGCCCACUUCCAAAAGUAGAUGCAAAUUCCUAUUCUGAAGUGAAUGGAAGUGUGGUAACUUACCAUUGUAAGGGUGGCUUCAGAUUUUAUGGUAAAACCAGGAAUUCCACUUGCACAAACGGUUCAUGGGAAACAAUUAAGUUUUCUUGUAUAGAAACCUGUGGUUCUCCACCAAAAAUUCCAAAUGCUAAUCUUAUUAAUUCAAAAGAAGAUUCAGCAAUUUAUAAGUGCGACCUGAAUUUCAGCACAAAUUCAAACCGAAGUACCAAUUUUGAUAUCAAGCUCAAUUGCAAUGAAAGUCAAUGGGAGAUUCCAAACAUUACAUGUCUGAAGACAUCCAGAAACAGCUCCUAUAAUUUGCAGGAUACCAUCAGUGAAGAAAAUGUUACUUUCAUGCCAGUUGUUAACACUUCUACAUCAUUUUAUGAAAAUGAUACCUUGGAUAAAAUGAAUACUUCUAACUCAGAAAAGGAAUCCAGAAACAGUUCCUUUUAUAAUUUGCAGAAUAUCAGUAAAGAAAAUGUUAUUGUGCCACUUGUUAAUAUUUCUGCAUCAUUUUAUGAAAAUGAUACCUUGGAUAAAAUGAAUACUUUUGAGCCAGAAAAAACUUGCCCAGAAGCCAUAGAAAUCCCUAACAGUAUAAAACUGAAUGACAGUGAAGGAAAUAUCACCUAUAGCUGUAAAUCUGGUUAUAUUCAACAUGGAUAUAAUCCUAAAUCAUUCUGUGAAAAUGGUACCUGGACUGAAACUGACAUUCAAUGUGUUCCAGAAAAAACUUGCCCAGAAGCCAUAGAAAUCCCUAACAGUAUAAAACUGAAUGACAGUGAAGGAAAUAUCACCUAUAGCUGUAAAUCUGGUUAUAUUCAACAUGGAUAUAAUCCUAAAUCAUUCUGUGAAAAUGGUACCUGGACUGAAACUGACAUUCAAUGUGUUCCAGAAAAUGUUAUAAAAAAAAAAAAGCUGUUCUAUGAAAAAAAUGAUUUUGAAAAGCCUGGUUCACUGAUAUGCAGUUUUCUUAAGAAUGAACAAAACUGCAGUUGUGUGGCAACAGUAACUCUUAUGAAGUUGAUACCAAAUCAAAAGAUUGCCCUACAUAAUUAUGCUAGUUUUCCAACUACAUCAGUGUGGGAAUGUGUGAAAUCCUGUCUGGAAAAUAACAGUUGCUUAUCUUUAGAAUUCUACAAGACCAAAAAUAUGUGUUAUCUAAGCAAAACAUCAAGUUACUUUGUGGACAGCAUCAUUGUCAUGAAAAAGAAAGAUGUUAUCUAUGGAGAGAAGACAUGCCAAAGUACAAUGCCAGAUAAGGAAGUGGCUUAUCUACCUUUUCAUUUGGAAGACAUUCCUGUCAACACCCUUUUAUGCAAUGUUACACAAGAAGUGACAUUUUGUGGUGUGGUACCAUCAUGGAGAAAUUCAUCUAUUAAUUUGAGUCUCUAUAUCAACACAAUUUUAUGCAGUAUUACACAAGAAGUGACAUUUUGCAAUAUGUUACAACAGGCAGAUAAUGCAUAUCACCUUAAUAAUUUCGAAGCAGUUCCUCCUAACUCACUUUUCUGCAGUAUUGAUCAAGAAAAGACAUUUUGUGGUUGUAUCCAAAGAGAAUUUUUAUUUAGCAUAGCAAUUAAUAAGAAAAUCGCUAUGCAUAAUAUGCAUUCUUUCCAUGCAGAUGACAUCAAAAAAUGUAUCCAGGAAUGUCAACAUAGACAAAACUGUUUGUCAGCUGAAUUUAAGGAGGACAAGAAAAUAAUUCUAUCUUUCGUAAUUCACCAGACACUCAAUAUAUUGAGAAAAUAUGUGCUUAGUUAUUAA
Messenger RNA from Acanthosepion pharaonis, 1827 nucleotides. NCBI's taxonomy places the organism in Eukaryota, Metazoa, Mollusca, Cephalopoda, Sepiida, Sepiidae. The record is from the annotation of a GenBank genome assembly.